UCGAGUGUGGCAAUAGCUUUUAAACACAAGUAUUCACCAUGAGCGCACAUCCCGCAAAAAAAGCAAAAUUCCAAAAUAAAAAGAAAUUCUAUCAACCUAGUAGAAAACAAUAUUUGGAGGCAGGUCAUAAAGGUUUUAUAGCCACAUGUAACUUUAACGAAAAAGAUUGCGUUCGCGAAUGUUAUAACAUUCUGAAUCAAUAUGCCGAUGACUUGUACGGACCGGAGGAUUCUACGGCUUUUGAUGAAAACAAUGGAAACAAACAGGAAGACAAAAAAGAUAUUGAAGUCAAUACGGAUGAUAUAGCCGAUGAACUACAAAAACAAAUUGAUGCGACUCAACAAAAGUCAAAAGGUUCUGCCAAGAGACGUUUUCAAGUUGUUGAUACCGGAGCCACCAAUUGUGUAUUCAUUAAAACCACUCUACCGGAUCCGAACGCACUAGCGAGUCGCAUAGUUAAGGACAUAGCAGAGACAAGAAAGCAAAAGACUCGUUACCUUUUGCGCUUGGUGCCCAUUGAGAUAGUGUGCAAAGCGAAUAAUAAGGAUAUUGUCGAUAGUGCUGGCCUGUUGAGUGACAAACAUUUUUUAAAUGAACCCACAACCUUUUCCAUUGUAUUCAAUAAACGAUUCAACAAUGACAUCAGUAGAGAUGGUCUUAUUAAGGAACUGGCCGAUAUAAUACAUGCUAAAAACAUUAAACAUAAAGUGGAUUUAAAAUAUGCCAAUAAAUCUCUCAUUGUAGAGGUCAUUAAAGGUCUGUGCUGUCUGUCGGUCGUGGAUAAUUAUAUGGGUAUGAAGAAAUAUAAUCUAGUUGAACUUGGACGACAAACUAUGGAUAAUGAUAAAAAUUCAAUCCAGGCAGAAAAUGUUUUAAAAAGCGAACUGAUUAUUGAAGAAGCAAAGCGAGCUGAAGAUGGUGCAGAACACACAAACAACAAUAAAGAAGAAGUUGAUAAUAAUGAUAACAAUGACAAUAAAAUUUGAAAGAAAAGAACA
Molecule: messenger RNA, 998 nt
Organism: Stomoxys calcitrans (stable fly)
Lineage: Eukaryota; Metazoa; Arthropoda; Insecta; Diptera; Muscidae
Product: THUMP domain-containing protein 1 homolog
Exons: 1
Coding region: 39-986 (315 amino acids)
Biological process (GO): tRNA modification
Molecular function (GO): RNA binding
Source: RefSeq, a predicted model, not a curated record